AUGUCACGGGUUCCGUACCAGCUCCUGGAGCUGAAUAUAAUCUCUGCCCAGGAUUUGGCUCUCGUCUCCAAAAACCCGCGAACUUAUGCGGUUGCGUGGGUCGACCCGACCCGGAAGCUCCGGACCCGAAUAGAUGACCGGGGGAAAGCUAGUCCUACGUGGAACGACAAGUUUGUGUUCCGUAUCGACGAUGCGUUUUUGAAUUCCGAUGAGUCGAUUGUGACGGUUGAGAUCUACGCCGUCGGAUGGCUGAGGGAUACACCUGUGGGAUCCGUUACCGUUUCGAUCGGGAAUUUGAUUCCUCUUUCUGUACGGAGGGAGAGAUCGAGCCGUCGGUUUGUGGCGCUCCAGAUCCGACGGCCGUCGAGCCGGCCGCAGGGGAUCCUUAAUAUGGGGGUUUCCUUACUGGAUAAUACCAUGCGGAGCAUGCCGCUGUGUAGCGAGCUUAGCGCUGGAUUUAGGGAUCUGAUGAUGGAUGAGAAAAUGGGGAAGAAGACGAAGAAGAAAUUGAGCGAGGAUGUUGAUGGAAUUGAUUGUAAGGAGAAGAAGAUCCGGUUGUUCAGAUCUAUGAGCGAUCAGACGGAUCGGACGAGGAAGCAGGGCGGUGCGAAUCAGAGGAAGGGCGGUUCGGUUUGCAAUGGCUCGGUGGUAUACUACGGCGGUGGAUCUGUUGUUAAUGGCGGUGGAUCGGCGGUGAAUGGAGGUGGUUCGAUGGUUGACGGCGGUGGUUCGGUUGUGAACUCUGACGUAGGGCCGUCGCCGUCGGUGGUGGCGGCGGCGGUGGCGUGGGGGUUGUAUCCGACGCAGCACGGGCCGGCGCCGAAGCCGGGGAGCUCGGUGCUGGAGGAUUGGACGGUGGAGGAGACGAGUAUGGAAGGGCUGAAAUCGAAGAUCGAGCGGUGGAGGAUGGAGCUACCGCAGAAGUACGACCAAAAAUACCGGAGGCUUGAAAACAACAAGAGAAGGGAGAAGAAUAAGAAAAACCACCGGCGGAGUAAAACGGCGGUGGACGAUGGAGGCGGCGGCGACGGCGACGAUGACGACGGACUGUUCACGUGCUUCGGCAAUGCUUACGGAUGCGAGUUUACGAUAGUCUGCGGUGCUAAAAAGGACAAAGGCGGCGGCGGCGGAAGGAAAGAACGGCGGCGGACCAAGGGCAGCAAAACUAGCGUUUCGGAAAUAUAUUCUUGA
Molecule: messenger RNA, 1191 nt
Organism: Erythranthe guttata (spotted monkey flower)
Lineage: Eukaryota; Viridiplantae; Streptophyta; Magnoliopsida; Lamiales; Phrymaceae
Biological process (GO): defense response
Source: RefSeq, a predicted model, not a curated record